Messenger RNA from Racocetra persica, 125 nucleotides. The record is from the annotation of a GenBank genome assembly. NCBI's taxonomy places the organism in Eukaryota, Fungi, Glomeromycota, Glomeromycetes, Diversisporales, Gigasporaceae.
AUUUGCCACCAAUGUAUAAAAUCCUACCAUCAUUUAAAACAACUGAAGAACAUUUUCGUCCGUCAAGGAAGAGCAAGAUUAGGAUUCCAAAAGGUCCAAGUGCAGGUGGAAGUUCAUCACCAGAU